Guillardia theta CCMP2712 is the source of this 1821-nucleotide messenger RNA. RefSeq lists its product as hypothetical. The coding region runs from base 1 to 1821 and encodes 606 amino acids. NCBI's taxonomy places the organism in Eukaryota, Cryptophyceae, Pyrenomonadales, Geminigeraceae. The transcript is spliced from 26 exons. The record is from RefSeq and is a predicted model, not a curated record.
AUGCUUUUACUGACUGCCUGCGUGUCACUCGCAACAGAAGUCGGAGCUUCUCGGACCUUCGACUCUGAUGGAAGCGUAAACUUGACCAGGGGAGCAACCGUAGACAUGCCCUCGAACUCAGUCACCGAGACGUGCGCGCCAGUCUUCGACACAGAACCGCAGAAGAUCAAAGAUCACAUUCUUGUGUACAGCUCUCAUGGCAAGGAUCCCACUAGCUUAUGGUCGUUCUCGAGCCAAACGGGGAUCAAAUCAAGCUCUUCCAGGGGAUCCGACAAAGGGAUCGUCAGAGAAUAUUCUGCCGGUGAAUGCAGUUACAAGUGCCUUGUGCCUUCUGGACACAGUGGAUUUCGUUGCAGUCUGCUUCUAUCAACAGAGGUUACGGCCUUGUUGCUUCGAUUCAUGAUCCUCUCUCCCCUCCUCAACAACAUGCAUCGGAUCUGCCUCCCCCUCGCGAUCCAGACUGAUGUCUGGGUGAACGUCGUGAUUGACCUCGAGGGUUUGAUCCAACAGUACCAUCCUUCCCUCACCUUCAGAGGCCUUGAGAGAAUCGAGCUUGAGACCGCCUGUCGUAUCCGGAAGAUCUUCACGUUGCUUGUUAGACCAAGUGAGAGCAGCUUUACGAAGCCGGAGAGAAGCUCGAUGAGCAGGGAGAGAGGGAAGAAGGGAGCAUGGAGGGCGAGCAUCGAGAAGGCGUCGUCGAGUGACAAGAGGGAACAGGAGGAGAUAGCAGAGGAACUUCUCUUCCCUGCUACCUGCCAGCACACGACGCUCUUCAUCUGCCAACAUCCAGAGGGCACGGCACUCGGAAAGGAUGGCAGGGAGAUGGCAAAAGCGUCAAGCUGUUCAAGUGAGGACAGCAUCGGAAGAUCAGGAAUGUUCGACGAGUUCGAUACCCCUGUCAUAGACGAGGAUAGGAUCGAGGAGAAGGGGUAUGACGACGGAAAGAAGCCGGAGGACGACAGGAAAGAACAAGAGUUGAAUGACCCGGACAUAAAUGAGAAGAAUGUUGCGAGGUUGCACAGAGACAACGUCAAACUGUUCGCGUCCAAACUGCGAGCGGACGCAAAGCUACAGUCGCUCAUGUCGGAGUACGACGAGCUGAAGAAAGAUCAGAUUCCGCAUCGAGAAGUGAACGAUUACAAAGUCCGGAGGAUGAACGAGCAGAUCGCUCUCCUGCAUGUUGAGAUGUCCAACCUCAAGUCGCGGGUCGAAUCUGAGCACACAAGGAGCAAGCAGUUGGAGCUUGAGCUGGAGCGAGAAAGGGCUAUCAACAUUGAUCAAAGAUUGGAGAUCCGAGAAAUUCAAGCAAUCCUUCUACAAGAGCGGAGGAAAAUGAAAUUGCUCACAAAGGACAACCAGAUUCUGAACUCGCUGCUCAAGGAUGGAGAGGAGAGCUUGAGGAGGCACCAGGAGACUUUCAAGACCAACACAGCAGAGCUGACUCAAAACUUCUUUGUGGGGAUGCAGUUGUGGGAUGUUGACAUUCACACGUUCAAGUUGUCCAAGGAGAUAAUGCAUGCGUCGCAAUCCCUGGCCGAGGAGAACGGCGAGCUCUGUCAGAAGAUUGAAAGACAGCACAAGGAGCUUGAAUGCGAACAGACGAUGAGGGAAUACCAACACAAAGAGCACGCGGCGCAAGCGAGAGAGUGGGCUAAGGAGCUUGCAGAUCUCAAGGCUGAGAUAAGAAAGAAGGAUGCCCAGAUUGCAAAGCUAACAGCUAUCAACAUAGAAACUGAGUCUGUUCGACUUAAGAAUCAAUCUUACGAGAAAGAGCGAGCUCUCUUGCUUGAAAGAGAGUGCAGGAAAGGUUUACCGGAGUGA